AUGAGUUCAUGCUCCAAAGCGAAUGGUGAUGAUUUACCACCUGAUGUCUUAUACGAGAUCUUCAUUCGUCUUCCACUAAAACAGCUAUAUGAAUUCAGGUGCGUUUCGAAGCUUUGGAACUCUCUUUUAUCCAACCCAUCUUUCGUGCGCAAGCACAAAGUAUUCAAACCGUGGACCAUCGUUUACGACCGCGAUGAGUUUUCUUCAAGAUACCCUCAACAAGUCUUUCAAACCUACUCUCCCAACCUUCACAACAACUUCAUAAACGAUCAUGACGGGUUUUCCUUUCAAUUCCUAUUAAAAUUAGAUGGUUCACACGCACUCAUUAGCAAGUGCGAAAAACAAAGGGAAAGUGAUAACAUGGUGGCUCCCAAAGUACAACUUUUAGCUUCAUGUGUCAAUGGUCUAGUUCUUUACAUGUUGUGCCCCAGUAUAGAACUCUUUAUAAAUGGUAACUUGACGUUGAAUGUGUGUAAUCCUCUCACCAAACAAUGUGUCUCACUUCCUCCUCGCCCAAGUUCUCUAUACUGGGAUUUUGUUAGUUUAGUAUCUGAAUCCUCAGUUACUAGUAACUAUAAGGUGGUUUGUUCAUAUACAGCUAGCCGUAACAACAUUACCACCUUGGAGAUAUUUUCUUCCGAUACGGGUGAGUGGAGAUCGUACCUUACGUAUGAAGUUGACAAGUACAAACCGAUUCGUUCAGGUUUUCAUUCAAAUAUGGUUAUCUGCAGUGGAGUCUUGUAUUGGACUGAUAACCUGUACAGAACAAAUAUAAGUGAUGAGUCUGAUGAUGCUGAUUAUGAGCUGGGCGUCACAGCUUGCAAUCUCGAGAACAAAGAAAUUCCAAAGGAUACUAUAUGGUUAAUUCACUUGCCUGAGGAUAUUAAACGUCCCGCUGGUGGUUUUUUUGGGGUGUCAGAAGGGUCCAUCUACUAUGGAAAUGUUAUUCACACGACAAGUAAUUUGCGGGGUUUUCUCAGUGUCUGGCUGCUUGAGGACUACUCUAAUGGAGGAUGGGGUUGGCAAUCGGUUCACAAGAAUGUUGAAAUGAAGAUUCAUCACAUAAACCCAUAUUUCGAUGAUUUUCUAUUUAAAUUUUUCUGCUAUCUCCAUCCGGAGGAUCGAAAUGUUAUUAUCGUUGUUGAAACACGUUUCUGUUUGGCCUACGACAUCAGUACUCGAACUUACGAAGUUCUUCGUGCUUCACCUAUUCCAUCUUCUCUGGUACAUACUUAUCCUAGCUUUCUUCCACCGCUUUUGAUUACACCAAAGCCAACAAGAAUUCCUUUAUUGUUACCCUCUCUGGAAGAAUAA
This is a messenger RNA of Papaver somniferum (opium poppy), 1314 nucleotides long. Its product is annotated as putative F-box protein At3g28280. Bases 1 to 1314 code for a protein of 437 amino acids. The record is from RefSeq and is a predicted model, not a curated record. NCBI's taxonomy places the organism in Eukaryota, Viridiplantae, Streptophyta, Magnoliopsida, Ranunculales, Papaveraceae. Gene Ontology annotation, molecular function: protein binding. The transcript has a single exon.